AUGGUGCAUCUGAUCCUGACCGGCGGCACGGGCCUCGUGGGGUCAGCGGUGCUCUCUCACAUCCUCAGCCUCCCGGGCGGACUGGUCGGCACCAGCAGCAUGCUCUCCACGAAGAGCGGCACACCCCAAACGAUAUCGAAAGUCACCAUCCUCACGCGCUCGCCGAACAUCCCGCUGCUCAGCAGCACACCCCCGCCAGGCACGCCGCAUGCCAACACGGCCACGAAAAUCGAGGUCGUCACGCACAAGGACUUUUCGCAGUAUGACGGCGAAGUCCUCGCGAAGCUGCGCGGCGCCGAUGCAUGUAUCUGGGCGUUGGGCGUGAGCCAGAACGACGUCGACGAGGCCGCGUACGUGGCGAUCACGAAGGACUACGCGCUGGCCGCGGCCAAGGCGUUCUCAAGCCUGAGGGGCGCUGACACCGACAGCGACACGAGCAGCAGCGCAGGCUCUCGCGAGAUGAAGAAGCUCGCGGCCGGUGCCUCUGCCGCCGCGCAGGACUACUCGCGGAAAUUCAAAUUCAUCUACAUCUCCGGCGAGGGCGCGACCCAGACUCCGAAGUGGUACACGCCGCUCUUCGGCCGCGUCAAAGGCUUGACGGAACAGGCCUUGAUCUCAUUGUCCCAACAGCCCGCUUUCAGCAAGACACUGGCAGUGUAUUCAACGCGGCCAGGCGGCGUCGAUGCGCUCAAGCAGCCCUGGAUCUGGAACACGGUCAUGGGCGAGAAGCGCACGGCGUUCCAGCGCGCGUACAUGCGGCUGUUGCUCCCGCCGAUUGCGCUGCUGUGGCCUGGUGGCCAUUCGCCGACGGCGGAGCUGGGGAAAGCCCUUGUGGAGUUGGCGGUUGAUGGGUCUAGAGACGCGUUUGAUAUCAAGGAGGCGGGCGUUAGUGGGGAGGGUUGGAUUCUGGGAAAUGUGGUGCUGAGGAGGUUGGCUGGUUUGUGA
Molecule: messenger RNA, 945 nt
Organism: Exophiala aquamarina CBS 119918
Lineage: Eukaryota; Fungi; Ascomycota; Eurotiomycetes; Chaetothyriales; Herpotrichiellaceae
Exons: 1
Coding region: 1-945 (314 amino acids)
Source: RefSeq, a predicted model, not a curated record